Molecule: messenger RNA, 1567 nt
Organism: Suillus bovinus
Lineage: Eukaryota; Fungi; Basidiomycota; Agaricomycetes; Boletales; Suillaceae
Exons: 3
Coding region: 183-1481 (432 amino acids)
Source: RefSeq, a predicted model, not a curated record
AUGAAUCUUUGUCGGCCAGAAAAUGACGAUGGUAGACAUUUGUGUUAUCUGUUGGAUGAGUGUCCCGACUCUGUCACGGAGUGGCUGUCGCAUUCUUUUACUUGCAACUUUGUCACUGGGCGAGUGAAUCGGAGUAUAGAAACACUCGCCAUAAAGCCAAUUGCACUCUUCUUGCUUGCGUUAUGGUCGGGGUUCAGUUUGACAAGAAGGACAUAGUUCGCAUCGAUAAAAGUUCUGCCUUGCCUCGAUUCCUGCAUGCCCUUUUGGCGAAGUUCCAAAUGGUUCUCUGGGAAUGCGACGGAGGCGAUCUCGACAAAGACAGCACAGGCGUCACACGCAGGGCAUGGAAACUUCUCGACGUCAUUUGUCUCAUCCUGGAGCCUGCCAAAGAUCACUAUGAUUGUGGUUCUUCAUCCCACGCCAUGCGGAACCUGGACGUGUGCAGGAAGAUUUAUUCACGACUCAGGUCAUGCGGACGAGGUGAUUCCCGGGAACUGUCGAGAGUUCUGCAAAAUGCACUGCGCUUCACACUCACUGCUGCCAAAGUAUCUCGGGAUCCCGCUCACUUGUGGUAUGGCCAUUAUUUAGAGACAGAUGAUUCCCGUUCGCCAGAAGACCUUGACUGGCUGAUGGACUACCUCGAGUACAUUUAUUCCGGCGAUGAGGAAACGGCACUUGACAUCCUUUUGUUCCUGGAUGUCAUGAAAGUGCGCUGCAGCCCCGCUAAACAACAUCAGUUCUUCAAAAGCCUCGUCUUCUGCAUGGACGGUAACAGGCCUGUCCAUUUACGCCAUGUCGCUCUCCGCGCGGCUCAUAAUGCUCGAGAAGAAAUUGCCUCGAUUGAUGCCAUUCAUGAUGCGAAGUUGCGAGACAUGAUCUUGACCGAGCUCUCCCCCACUAUCCUGACUGCGGUUUGUCCGCAAUCAGGUACAUCAUUCUCCAAUGAUGAUCCUGAUCACCCCUUCCAUCAUGGCCGCGACUUGUGCUAUCUCGAACUGCUCUUUGCCCUCGUGAGGAAUUCCAAGUGGCACCCCCAUUUGUUUGGGGGUCAUCAUAUAGAUCGAUGCAUUAGCAUUAUUGCAGAGUGCCGCUUCAUGCGACAUGCAUUUUACCUGGCUGGCAUCCUCCUCCGAAUCACACCUGGACAAUUGUCGGUUACAUCGCUCGAUUCUAUCACAGAGCGACAGUGGUGGGACGUGAUCAGCGGUGCAUGGUCCAAAGCCUGCCUUAUCAUAAUGAUUGACAACGUACACUUUUUCGAGUUCCUUCCUGUCCUCGUGGAAGGCACGAAGAAGUAUAUGCAUAUUGCUCCGGAAACAUAUCAGUCAUUCAUUAGAAAUGUGGAUGAUGUUCUCGAAGUAUUGGAGAAGCGAUAUUCAGAGCAGGGAGAGGGUCUCGCUGUUGCUGUGAAAGAGUUGAGGACUGUAGCCAGCGAGAUGCUUGAGAAAUCGGUCAGCAGUAAAGGAGUUAUUAGUCCCUGAUCAUGACGAUACUUCAAUGCAUAUUGUACCUGCGACCAGAGGAAUGGAUGGAGCAAAUGAUGUGACUGCGCGAGGAAAUAAAUAUU